ACUCUCUCCCUGAAUCCACUACUGCCUGAUUCCGUUCAAUUGGAUAAUGAAUCUAUGGGCAGAUAUUGACAAUUCAUCUUCUUUUACAGAUUCCUUCGCAAAUUCCGAUCUGAUUUCAUCAUAUUGGCCACCACCACCGUCUGAGGCGGCGCCGUCGUCGAUUCAAGAAACCCUCCAGCAACGUCUCCAGAUUCUAAUCGAAGGAAACAAUUGGGAAACAUGGACUUACGCUAUAUUCUGGCAAGCUUCACCGGAAGCCGGAAAUGGAUCUAAACUGGUAUGGGGAGAUGGAUUCUAUAAGGGAGAAGAAGAUAAAGAUAAAAGGAAGGCCGGAGUUUCGUUAUCUUCACAAGAAGAACAGGAUUACCGGAAAACAGUUCUCCGGGAACUAAGUUCGAUUAUCUCCGGCACAUCUCCUUCCGCCGAUGAUGAUGAUACUGUUGAUGAGGAAGUUACUGAUACUGAAUGGUUUUAUCUCACUUCCAUGACUGAAUUGUUUCCUAAUGGAUUUGGUCUUCCAGGACAAGCGUUUUAUAAUUCAUCUCCGAUCUGGGUCGCCGGAGAUCAAAACUUAGCGGGUUUCGAUUGCAAUCGAACUAAACAAGGUUAUGUAUAUGGAUUGAAAACUAUGGCAUGUAUACCAUGCUCCGGCGGCGUUGUUGAAUUGGGUUCUACUGAUUUGAUUUCGCAAUCGUUAGAUCUAAUCAAUAAAGUUAAAUCUCUCUUCAAUCCCAGAUCUUGGACUUUACCAGCCGUGAAUAAUGAAGAGAACCAUCAAUCCGAGUUUUACUUGACUGAGGAACCAUCUGGCCCAUCUGGGACAAACCCAUCUCAGGAAAUGAAUCCAUGCCGGAGUGACUUCAUUUCGUUUACAACCGGCGGCGAAUCAGAACAGUCCGAUGUCGAAAUCUCCAUAGUUCAAGAAACCGACAGCAGCAAAAUACCCACAUCCAAACCAGAGAAAAUAUCCAAAAAACGAGGGAGAAAGCCGGCGAACGGUAGAGAGGAAGCAUUAAGUCAUGUUGAAGCAGAAAGACAAAGAAGAGAAAAACUAAACCAGAGAUUCUACUCUCUUCGUGCUGUCGUCCCAAAUGUAUCAAAAAUGGAUAAAGCUUCACUUCUUGGAGACGCCAUUUCUUACAUCAACGAAUUGAAAGAGAAAGACAGAACCAAUGAUUUGGAAAAGGAAGAACUUAGAAAUCAACUUGAAAGUUUAAAGCUAGCGAGAAAUGAAUCUAGACAUCACAUGGAAGAAGAUGGAGACAGAUUGAUGAACAUGGUGAUGGAUGUGAAGAUAAAAGGAGAAGAAGCUAUGAUUAAAAUACAGAGUAUUAUGAAGAAUCAUCCGGGUGCGAAGCUAAUGAAAGUAUUGAGUGAGCUUGAUCUUGAGGUUAACCAUGGAAGUAUAACUUCUGUUAAUGAUUCGAUGAUUCAACAGGUUUCGUUGAAGAUGGUGAACAGAAUUUACUCGCAAGAUAGUUUAAAGGGAGCACUUUUAUCCAAGCUCUGUAAUUUUCCGGUUUGAACCGGUUUGAUUAAAGAACAUUGCUUGAAAAAUUUCUUCAUCAACCGGCCGAGUUUUAUUCUAGAUUCUAGAAUUUAUUGUAAUGGAGGAUUAGUCUAGGAUUAUAUUCCUCUUAAUAAAUUGUGUAUAUAUUUAGUUUUAUCUUUCUUGGAUUAGCCAAAAAAAAAAAUGUAA
Impatiens glandulifera is the source of this 1699-nucleotide messenger RNA. Its product is annotated as transcription factor MYC1-like. The record is from RefSeq and is a predicted model, not a curated record. Gene Ontology annotation, molecular function: transcription cis-regulatory region binding; DNA-binding transcription factor activity; protein dimerization activity. The transcript has a single exon. Bases 47 to 1525 code for a protein of 492 amino acids. Gene Ontology annotation, biological process: regulation of DNA-templated transcription. Gene Ontology annotation, cellular component: nucleus. Lineage: Eukaryota; Viridiplantae; Streptophyta; Magnoliopsida; Ericales; Balsaminaceae.